Messenger RNA from Platichthys flesus (European flounder), 798 nucleotides. RefSeq names its product eotaxin-like. Lineage: Eukaryota; Metazoa; Chordata; Actinopteri; Pleuronectiformes; Pleuronectidae. Gene Ontology annotation, molecular function: chemokine activity; CCR chemokine receptor binding. The coding region runs from base 95 to 484 and encodes 129 amino acids. Gene Ontology annotation, biological process: monocyte chemotaxis; positive regulation of GTPase activity; neutrophil chemotaxis. The record is from RefSeq and is a predicted model, not a curated record. The transcript has 3 exons. Gene Ontology annotation, cellular component: extracellular region.
AGACAUUUUUGGGGUUUUAGUCAGGUUGUAAAUAUUUGCGCUGAGCGAUAUUCAUUCGGCCACUGAAGGACAAAGCCACGGUGCCAAUUUGAAGAUGAGACGGAUCAUGGUGUUGCCGAUUCUCAGCUUCAUCACAUGGAUGAGCUCGGUCCAUGCAAUGCAUGGACCCAUGUCCGACUGUUGUCCUGUUGUGUCCAACACCAGAGUCCCUGUAAGGAAAAUUAAGACUUACACAAUUCAGUUUGGAGAUGAAUGUCCUGUCACAGCCAUAGUGUUCCAGACAGAGCUUGGAAGUAGAAUUUGCUCCGACCCCCAGAGCGACUGGGCAAAAAAAGCCAAGGUGAUGGUGGAUGAGGCAAAACGGUUGCUUGAGAUGGAACAGAAUACAGAGGCAUCCACAAGUGACUUUGCAUCAACAGUCCCCAGUACAACAAAAGCACCAGUGAAGCAAACAGGAAAUUCAGGAGGCGGCGGUGGUGGCUGAAGUCCAGUGGGAGAAAGGGGAAAUGUUUCUGAUGGCGCCUGCUUGUAACAUUAACAGCAAAGAGAACUGAAAUGUAUUAUUAUCAUGAUUAAACAUCCAGAAUAUAUAGUUGUGAUGUCAGGACUCUGGUCUCUAGUUGGAUUCCAGAUGCCAACCCCACACCGAUUUUACUGCAUUUCCUAGGUGUGUGGUUUAAUAAAGUUUUAUCUUAUCCUAUGUAAGUUUGUGUCGACCGUACCUUAUGUAAACGUGUGCGUAUGCCCGUCAAAAUAUUUUUCACUGUCACUUCUCAAUAAAAUCUUUCUGAGCAAAUA